AUGGAGGCCGCCUUGAGCGUUCUGAUCCUGAUGCUGGCUGCGUCAACCCUGGACGUGGGCGAUUGCAGCCUCUACCGGACCUCCAUCCGCACGCGGCGGGACGUGCUGGCCAACGCCACCAGCGGGCUCCCCGCCACCUUUGAUCACGUCUACACCAUCAAGCUGCCGGGCUGCCGCUCCUGUGCGGCAGACGUCUCCAGGCCCCGAGCACGGGUCUUUGAGGCCCGCGACGAGGCGCCGGGCGACAAGCAGUUCGAGCACGUUCUGGACCCCACCAAGCCGGUGGUCUUCACCCACAGGAUCAACAUCCCGCCUCAGGCCUGCGGCUGUGGAGACGUGCAGGCCCUGCACCGGCGCCUCCAGGCUCUGGAGAAGGAGGUCGCUAACCUGCGGAAGCAGUGCUCCAGCAGUCGGUGCUGCGGUUCGGGGUCAGCGCCGGACUGCGGCGCCCACGGGUCCCUCGGCCCCUCCGGCUGCAGCUGCGUCUGCGAGGAGGGCUGGCGCGGCCCUACCUGCUCGGAGCCCUCCUGCCCGCCAGGCUGCCUCCCGCCGAGGGGAGAGUGCUCGGGCGGCCGCUGCGUCUGCCGCUCGGGCUUCAGGGGACCCGACUGCAGCCAGGAGGCCUGUCCCGACGACUGCAACGACCAGGGCCGCUGCAUCGACGGCCGCUGCGUCUGCUUCCCCGGCUACACCGGCCGCGGUUGCACGGAAGAGGAGAAGGCGGCGUGCCCGGGUGACUGCAGGGGCCACGGCAAGUGCGUCGGCGGCAAGUGCGUCUGCGAGCCGGGAUACUCGGGGCCCCGCUGCGGCGUCAAGGCCUGCCCGAACCAGUGCAGCAACCGCGGCCGCUGUGUGAGCGGGAAAUGCGCCUGCAAGGACGGUUUCACGGGCGAGGACUGCUCCGUGGUGAUCCCAGUGGCCCUCCGUCUCCGAAUGAAGAAGAUUCUGGAAACCAAAGCUACAGUGGAGUGGGACCUGCCUACGGAUAACGUGGAUGCCUGGGUGAUCACCUUCCAACCCUUGAAGGAAGAGGAUGGCAGACUGAUCAACAAGCUGGGGGGCUCCAGGACCUCCUUCGAGCAAACAGGGCUGGCAUCAGGUCAGGAGUAUGAAGUAACUCUGCAAGCCCAGAAAGACGAACAGCUCGGAACAGCCGUCACAAGGACCUUCACCACCAUGAUCGACAGCCCCCAGAACUUGCGAGUGGUCUCGGCCACCAACACCACCCUGGAGCUGGGCUGGAAGAAGCCGCUGGCUGCCAUCGACCGCUACCGGCUCAACUACUCCUCGGCAACAGGCCGCCGCAGCCAGGAGGUGGUGCCCGCCGGAAGCAGCCACACGGUGCUGACCGGCCUGGAGGCUGGGGUGGAGCACACCAUCUCGCUGGUGGGCGAACGGGGCCAGCACCAGAGCAAGGCAGCAGCAACCAAAGGCACUACAGUGAUCGACAGCCCCAGGGACCUGCGCACAGUCGUCGUGACCGACUCCACUAUCAGCCUGCAGUGGGAGAGGUCCGUAGCCCAGGUCGACCUCUACCGCAUCAGCUACACCACCCGGAGCGGCCGAGGCGGGGAGCUGACGGUGUCUGGCCAAGAUCGCACGGCCACACUGAAAGGGCUGGAGAAAGGCACCAAGUACACCAUCUCAUUGGUGGGUGAGCAGGGGAAGAUGAAGAGUGAGGCCGUGAUCACUACUGCAACCACAGAAAGUCUCGCCCAUCGGGAACUGGCUGGCAGCCAUUCCAGCCGACCGCUGGCUGCCAAUGGGAGCCAGUCCAUCCAGGACAUUUCGAAGGCCAUCUCCAGGAAGAUAGCGGUAGCUGGACUCUCGGCUGACAGGGAUGCGAUGGGUCACCCUGCCGUCCGGCACCCCACGGCGUUGGGCCGGAAACCCUUCCGCUCCCCCAGGGUGCUGCUCACCACCCGGCCUCCCAAACCACUGCCGGCAGACGAUGAGAAAGAGACGGAAGGCCGUAGAAGCCCCGGUGCCAAGGCGCAGCAGCAGUCCCUAGUGGGAACGGGGAAACUGGGGAGUCCCGGCAGAAGGGUCAUUGUGUCCCCGGGGACCAAAGCCACACCUUGGGGAAAGGAUCAACAUGGUGGAUCACCCGGCAGAGUUUCGGUGCCUGGAGGAAUGAUUCAUCGCAGCAGAUCCCCAGAACCCAUUCCCAUAUCGAAAGGAAAACACAGGCUUGUCGGAUUCCCAGGGGCCCACCCCAGGUCCAGAGUUAGAACCCCAGGGAUCGUUCCCAGUCCAAGGGGGCAAAAUGAACCUGACCUUUAUCCGUCUUUGAACAGAAUUCCGGGGACACCGCUCGAUGGCCAGCAAAUCAGUAAAGGAGCUGAGAACCCUCCUCAGUCAGGGAGAUCAGAAACAACUCCACAUGGGAAUCCUGGAGAAGAACGAAAUAUAGAAUUCGAAACUUCAUCCCAAAUCUCCUCUAAGACCCGGCGUCCUCCUCUGGUCCAUAGCCCCAGGCAUCUGAUUCACCAAGUCUCCCCAGAGCAGACGGGCCCUGUGGUGUGGAAUGCCACUUCCAGCUGCGCUCAGCUCUCGUGGGAGGUGGCAGGCGGCCCGUUCGACCAGCUGGUUUUGGCCUACCGGGACUCGCUCACUCAGGUGGUUCAGGCCAAGCUGGUGCUCAGGGGAAGUCAGCAGACAGCCAACAUAACUGGGCUAAUCGUGGGAAAAAGCUAUGAUCUGUUCCUUUAUGGCAGCUCCUUGGACCAUCCAUUACAACCUGUUAAUGUUACCAGAUUCUCAGUGUGGGGCUUGGACACUGGGCCAGUGACCCCCAACAAGGAGUCGGAUGACCUUCAGACAAUGCCAGCAGGUGUUCAGGAGGAGGGCAUUGAGGAGCAGGAGGAGGAGGAGGAGGACGAGGACGUGGAUGAGGAGGAGAUGGGCCAGGAGGAGGUGGGCCAGGAGGAGCUGGAAGGGGAGGUGACCACUCCCUCCACAGCCGGAACACCGGAAAAUACGUUGCGCCCCAGCACCCCCUCUGAAAACCAGACCCCCUGGUGGACCCCAGCGCCCUUUAAGGAUUCGCUCGUCACCUCGCAGAGCUUCAGCACAUCCGGCUUGUUUGACGCUCAUGGGCCUCGAGCAACAUCCAGCCCUGGUGUUGACUAUAAUGCGAUGCUGCAGACUGCAACUGAUGACACACUCUCAAUUCCACCUACAGCCUCGACCGACCAAAUUGUUAACUUCAGUGACGUGUUGGCUCGGGAGGUGAAGGACCGGAGCCUCCGACUGACCUGGAAGGUUGUGGGCGGCACAUUCGACUCCUUCGUGGUGCGGUACCGGGAGACGGCAGGAUCGGCACAGUGGCUGGAGCGCCAAGUUCAGGGUCACUAUCGCUCGGUGCUGCUGAAGGGCCUGAAGGCCGGUACGGAGUACUCGCUCCAGCUAUACGGAGUGCACGAGGGGCGACGGACAGAACCCUACCACCUCCUCGUCACCACAGUUUUCACGAAGAAGAUCAAGACAGGGACGGUGGGCAAACUGGACACAUUUGUUGUUUCGAACAUCACGGACGUCUCCUUCUUACUCACCUGGACCACAAAGGUGCAGUUCGACUCCUUCCUUAUCCACUACGGAGUCGAGGUAUCCAGGGACGUGCAGAAGGUUAGGGUGGCCGGUGAACUCCGAUCUUCAAUCAUCACUGGUCUCCAGCCAAGCACUAAAUACACCCUUCAUCUCUACGGUGUCUCCUCUGGCCAGCGAACAAAGCCUAUCACCACCACAGCUACCACGGACAGAAGCACCUUGAGACUGGGCAGCCUAUCGAUCGCGAGCAUCACAUCGAACUCUGUCCGCCUCUCCUGGACCACAGACAGGACCUUUGACUCCUUCCUCAUCCAGUACAGGGUCCAGGGAUCACAGGAGACCCGGAACAGCACGGUGGCCGGCGGAAAGCGAGUGUAUCUCAUUAGGGAUCUCCGUCCCUCCACCCGAUACAUCAUCUAUCUCUACGGGAUCUCAGGGUCUGUGCGGACCCAGCCGCUCACCACCCAGGUCACCACUGCAGCUGAUGCCCCAUCACUGGUGAAACUGGGCACCCUGUCAACGUCAACCAUCACAUCGAACUCUGUCCACCUCUCCUGGACCACAGACAGGAUCUUUGACACCUUCCUCAUCCAGUACAGGGUUCAGGGGUCACAGGAGACCCGGAACAUCACGGUGGCCGGCGAGAAGCGAGUGUAUCUCAUCAGUGGUCUCCAUCCCUCCACCAGAUACAUCAUCCAUCUCUACGGGAUCUCGGGGAGUUUGCAGACCCAGCCCCUCUCCACCCAGGUCACCACUGCAGAUCCUGAGGACAAAGAUGCCCCAUCGCCGGUAAGACUGGGCACCCUGUCAACACCGACCGUCACAUCGAACUCCGUCCGCCUCUCCUGGACCACGGACAGGACCUUCGACACCUUCCUCAUCCAGUACAGGGUUCAGGGGUCGCAGGAGACCCGGAACAUCACGGUGGCUGGUGGGAAGCGAGUGUACCUCAUCAGUGGUCUCCGUCCCUCCACCAGAUACAUCAUCCUUCUCUACGGGAUCUCGGGGAGUUUACAGACCCAGCCACUCUCCACCCAGGUCACCACGACAGCUGGUGAGGACAAAGAUGCCCCAUCGCCGGUAAGACUGGGCACCCUGUCAACACCGACCGUCACAUCGAACUCCGUCCGCCUCUCCUGGACCACGGACAGGACCUUCGACACCUUCCUCAUCCAGUACAGGGUUCAGGGGUCACAGGAGACCCGGAACAUCACGGUGGCCGGCGAGAAGCGAGUGUAUCUCAUCAGUGGUCUCCGUCCCUCCACCCGAUACAUCAUCCAUCUCUACGGGAUCUCGGGCUCUCUGCGGACCCAGCCGCUCACCACCCAGGUCACCACCACAGCUUUAAAAGAGAGAGAUCAACCCAUCAAAACCGUUAAGCUGGACGGCCUUUCUUUCUCCGAUGUCACCGAUGUUUCCUUCCAACUCUCGUGGAGGGCAGAGAAGGUCUUUGAUUCUUUCCUCGUAGUGUACGGGGUCCAAGGCUCUGAAGUGACGCGGAACCUCUCAGUGUCCGGGGAGCGGCGACUCGUCGUCAUCACAGGACUCAGACCCAGCACCACCUACACCGUCCGUGUCUACGGAGUCUCUGCCGCAGGUCUCACCAAGUCCCUCACCACCCUGGUGACCACCAAAGCUUCAAAAGAGAGAGAUCAACCCAUCAAAAUCAUUAAGCUGGAUGACCUUUCUUUCUCCGAUGUCACCGAUGUUUCCUUCCAACUCUCGUGGAGGGCAGAGAAGGUCUUUGAUUCUUUCCUCGUAGUGUACGGGGUCCAAGGCUCUGAAGUGACGCGGAACCUCUCAGUGUCCGGGGAGCGGCGACUCGUUGUCAUCACAGGACUCAGACCCAGCACCACCUACACCGUCCGUGUCUACGGAGUCUCUGCCACCGGUCUCACCAAGUCCCUCACCACCCUGGUGACCACCAAAGAGACAAGCCAGAUGCAGCCCAGUAAAGCCAUUAAACUGGAGAGCCUCUCUUUCUCCAACAUCACCACUGGCUCCUUCCGAAUCUCCUGGAGGGCGGCGAAGAUCUUUGACACUUUCGUCAUUCUGUACGGGGUCCAAGGCUUGGACGUGAUGAGGAACAUCUCGGUGACCGGGGAUCGGCGGUUUACAGUCCUCACCGGCCUCAGACCUGGCACCACCUACACCAUCCGUGUCUACGGGGUCUCUGCCAGCGGGCACACUGAACCAAUCACCACCAUCGUAACCACCAAAGCUCCCACAGAGAAGAGCAAAGCCAAGCCAAAGAAGCUGGGGAGCCUCACAGCCACUAGAGUUACCACGAACUCUAUCCACCUCUCCUGGACAGCGGAGAGAGGGUUCGAAGCUUUCUUGGUGCGGUACAAGGAGCAUGCCAGUGGCACCACGCGGAACGUCACAGUGAGCGGCGACCGGCGGGCGUUGACCAUCACAGAGCUACGGCCUGGCACCAAGUACACCGUCCACAUCCACGGUCUGGUGAAUGGGCAGCGGACAAAGCCUCUCAGCCGACUGAUCACCACACCAGCUGCCACAGACAAGCCCACAGUGAGACUGGGCACUCUGUCGACCCCAACCAUCACGUCGAACUCUGUCCGCCUCUCCUGGACCACGGACAGGACCUUUGACUCCUUCCUUAUCCAGUACAGGGUCCAGGGAUCGCAGGAGACCCAGAACAUCACGGUGGCCGGCGGGAAGCGAGUUUAUCUCAUCGGGGAUCUCCGUCCCUCCACCAGAUACAUCAUCCAUCUCUAUGGGAUCUCGGGGUCUCUGCAGACCCAGCCGCUCACCACCCAGAUCACCACCACAGAUCCUGAGGACAAAGAUGCAUUAGCUCCAACAGAACUGGGCACCCUGUCACCGCCGACCGUCACGUCGAACUCUGUCCACCUCUCCUGGACCACAGACAGGACCUUUGACACCUUCCUCAUCCAGUACAGGGUCCAGGGGUCACAGGAGACCCGGAACAUCACGGUGACCGGCGGAAAGCGAGUGUAUCUCAUCGGGGAUCUGCGUCCCUCCACCCGAUACAUCAUCUAUCUCUACGGGAUCUCAGGGUCUGUGCGGACCCAGCCGCUCACCACCCAGGUCACCACCUCAGAUCCUGAAGACCAAGAAGCAGCAGCACCAAUGAAACUGGGCACCCUGUCACCCCCGACCGUCACAUCGAACUCUGUCAGCCUCUCCUGGACCACAGACAGGACCUUUGACACCUUCCUCAUCCAGUACAGGGUCCAGGGAUCACAGGAGACCCGGAACAUCACGGUGACCGGCGGAAAGCGAGUGUACCUCAUUAGGGGUCUCCGUCCCUCCACCAGAUACAUCAUCCAUCUCUACGGGAUCUCGGGGUCUCUGCGGACCCAGCCGCUCACCACCCAGAUCACCACCACAGCUCCAGUGGCUCCAAUGAAACUGGGCACCCUGUCACCCCCGACCGUCACAUCGAACUCUGUCCGCCUCUCCUGGACCACAGACAGGACCUUUGACUCCUUCCUCAUCCAGUACAGGGUUCAGGGGUCACAGGAGACCAGGAACAUCACGGUGACUGGCGGAAAGCAAGUGUAUCUCAUCAGUGGUCUCCGUCCCUCCACCCGAUACAUCAUCCAUCUCUACGGGAUCUCGGGGUCUCUGCGGACCCAGCCGCUCACCACCCAGAUCACCACCACAGCUCCAGCGGCUCCGAUGAAACUGGGCACCCUGUCUCGCCCGAGCGUCACGUCGAACUCUGUCCGCCUCUCCUGGACCACAGACAGGACCUUUGACACCUUCCUCAUCCGGUACAGGGUCCAGGGGUCACAGGAGACCCGGAACAUCACGGUGACUGGCGGGAAACGAGUGUACCUCAUCAGUGGUCUCCGUCCCUCCACCCGAUACAUCAUCCAUCUCUACGGGAUCUCGGGGUCUCUGCGGACCCAGCCGCUCACCACCCAAGUCACCACUGAAGCUGGUGAGGACAAAGAUGCCCCAUCACUGGUGAAACUGGGCACCCUGUCAACGUCAACCAUCACAUCGAACUCUGUCCGCCUCUCCUGGACCACGGACAGGACCUUUGACACCUUCCUCAUCCAGUACAGGGUUCAGGGGUCGCAGGAGACCCGGAACAUCACGGUGGCCGGCGGGAAGCGUGUGUAUCUCAUUGGGGAUCUCCGUCCCUCCACCCGAUACAUCAUCUAUCUCUACGGGAUCUCGGGGAGUUUACAGACCCAGCCCCUCUCCACCCAGGUCACCACGACAGAUCCUGAGGACAAAGAUGCCCCAUCGCCGGUAAGACUGGGCACCCUGUCACCCCCGACCGUCACAUCGAACUCCGUCCGCCUCUCCUGGACCACAGACAGGACCUUCGACACCUUCCUCAUCCAGUACAGGGUCCAGGGGUCACAGGAGACCCGGAACAUCACAGUGACUGGCGGAAAGCAAGUGUAUCUCAUCAGUGGUCUCCGUCCCUCCACCAGAUACAUCAUCCUUCUCUACGGGAUCUCGGGGAGUUUGCAGACCCAGCCCCUCUCCACCCAGGUCACCACGACAGAUUUAGUUGCUUACUUCCUAUGGACUAACAAAUUCUGUCAGGGGCCGCAGACGGCGUGUUGGAAGCCAAUUCUGAAGUUUGGCCGUCUCUGCUCCCACCUGCGGUGUGCGGACUGCAGUGAAAUCUAUGUCUCCUCAUACCUCAACCUCGCUGUUUCAGAUCCUGAGGACAAAGGUGCCCCAUCGCCGGUAAGACUGGGCACCCUGUCAACACCGACCGUCACAUCGAACUCCGUCCGCCUCUCCUGGACCACAGACAGGACCUUUGACUCCUUCCUCAUCCAGUACAGGGUUCAGGGGUCACAGGAGACCCGGAACAUCACGGUGACUGGCGGAAAGCAAGUGUAUCUCAUCAGUGGUCUCCGUCCCUCCACCAGAUACAUCAUCCAUCUCUACGGGAUCUCGGGGAGUUUGCAGACCCAGCCCCUCUCCACCCAGGUCACCACGACAGCGUCUGAAGGUCCUACAGCACCAGUGAGGCUGGGCACCCUGUCAACACCGACCGUCACAUCGAACUCUGUCCGCCUCUCCUGGACCACAGACAGGACCUUUGACUCCUUCCUCAUCCAGUACAGGGUUCAGGGGUCGCAGGAGACCCGGAACAUCACGGUGACCGGCGGGAAGCAAGUGUAUCUCAUCAGUGGUCUCCGUCCCUCCACCCGAUACAUCAUCCAUCUCUACGGGAUCUCGGGCUCUCUGCGGACCCAGCCCCUCUCCACCCAGGUCACCACGACAGCCUCCACCCUCAUGGAGGGUCAAAAGCCGAUGGUUGUGCCUACUCUGGAUGGCGUAUCGGUUUCCAGGGUCACUGGGCACUCCCUCGAACUCUCCUGGGAGGCAGGAGGUACCUUUGACUCCUUCCUUGUCGAAUAUGUAGCCACGGGCUCUGCGGACGUGAGAAUCCUCACGGUAACUGGCGAGCGGCGAAACACGGCCAUCAUAGGCCUCAGGCCUAUUUCCCAGGAGACAGGAGUCACCGGGCCCAGCGAGGAGGCCGAGCUGGGCGGUCUUUCUGCAAUGGUGGAGUCUGCCAGCUCAGUCCGCCUCUCCUGGGAAGCGAGGAAGGCCUUUGACUCCUUCGUGGUGCAGUACCGGCCUGAGGGUACGGAGGAUGUGCGGAAAGUCUCUGUAAAAGGCAGCAUCCGCUCGCGCACUGUCACAGGCCUCAGGCCCAGCAGCAAGUACACGUUCUACCUUUACGGAGUGUCCAGAGGACGUCACACCAAACCCAUCUCCGCCACAGUCAUCACCAAAGACACCCCAGUGGCCGCCUCCCCUGCCAGGCCCGGAGUCUCUGACAUCACGGCCAACUCCUUGCAAAUCUCUUGGACGGUGAAGCAUGUCUACCAGUUCUUUCUGAUCCAGUACAGGGCCCACGGCUCGCCUGGCUUCCAGAACCUGACGGUGGCCGCAGACGAGAGUUCGUACUCCAUCACCAACCUGCGUCCGAGCACCAAAUACAUCAUCUACCUCUAUGGCGUGCAUGAGAUGCUCCUGACCAGGUUGAUGGCCCUUGUAGCGACUACCGCAGCUUCCACUGCUCAGGAAGGCGUGAGGCCAGGCCAGCCGCGGGCUCUGGGCAGCCUCUCUGUCUCCAACAUCACGGCCGACUCGCUGGAACUGUCUUGGUCGGCCCGCUGGCGCUUCGACUCCUUCGUCAUUCAGUACAGGGCGCAGGGAUCCGAGCGGGUGCAGAGGAUCCGGGUCGCUGGCAGUCGUCGCUCCUACGUCAUCCUGGGUCUCCGGCCCAGCACCAAGUACACUGUCUACAUCCACGGCGUGUCCGGGGGUCGUCGCACUGACCCCCUCUCCAUCGUCAUCAGCACCACAGUCUUCCUCGCUGCAGCCUCUGUGGACACCAAUGGCGUCAGGCCAAGCCAGUUGAGUAAACUUAUUCGCCUCUCAGGGAACAACGUCACGGAAAAUUCCUUGCAGGUCCACUGGGCUGCCGAGCGAGGCUUUGACUCCUUCGUUAUCCAGUACGGAGCCGAGGGAUCUGCGGACACUCAGAAUAUCACUGCCGCUGGGGACCAACACUCUGCCUUCAUCACUGGCCUGAAACCCGCUACCACAUACCGCGUCUCGCUCAUCGGGCUGUCCGGAAACAGGCGGACGAGGCCACUAACCACCACGCUGACCACCGCAGUGUCCAGAAUGGUGGAGCAAGUCAAAUCCAUCAUGUUUGGGAGCCUAUCCUUCUCGAACAUCACGGCAAACUCACUCCAACUCUCCUGGGAAAUGGACGGCACCUUUGACUCCUUCCUGAUAGAGUACGUGGCACAGGGUUCCGACGUGCGGAACAACUUCACGGUGGCCGGCGACCGCCGUUCUGCCUACAUCACGGGUCUCAAACCUGCCACCAACUACACCAUUUACCUCUACGGUGUGUCCAGGGGCAAACUCUCCAGACCCCUGGAGGCCCGCUUAACCAUCACAGCUGUUCCUGUGCACAGCACCUCCGUUAGUAGCUUGGGAGGCGUCUCAGUGUCUGACGUCACCUCGCACGGACUGAGGCUGUCCUGGACAGUGGAAGAAGGUGCCUUUGACUCGUUCCUAGUUCGCUAUGCAGACACGAAGGGACGGCUGGCCUCCAAGGAGAUUAAGGCCUCUGGCGACCGUCGGCGCAUCACACUGACAGAUCUGAGUCCGGACACGGAAUACCAGCUUUCUCUCUAUGGUGUCCUGGAUGGUCAAGAGACUAAUGCCAUUCCCAUCACGGCACUAACAGCCCAGGAGAGGCAGAACGGGAUGAGCUUCACAGAUAUCACCGACACCUCUGUCACCAUCAGCUGGACCGCAGCCUUGGAGCCCGUCGACACCUACAAGAUCUUCUACGUGCCAACUAUACAAGGUGACCCGAGGAGCAGGAGUGUGGACGGGGCCAGAACCAGCAUCACCCUGAGUGGCCUGCAGCCCAGCACACAGUACGAGGUCAACCUCGUGCCCAUGAGGGGCCGGGUGGAGAGCCCUCCCAUCCUGGGCCGCUUCACCACUGCCCCAGACCCACCAUCCCACCUACAGGCCAUCGAUGUCUCGGGGACACGGGCCGUCCUGCAGUGGAAACCAGCGGCUGCACCCAUCGACCACUACGUCGUCAGCUACAAGGCUGAAGGGAUUCCUGCCAUCAGGAGGACCGUGCCCAGUAACAGUGCGGAACUGCCAUUGGUGGGUCUGCGUCCACGCACUAUGUACACAGCCGAGAUUCACAGCGUCCAGGGCGUGCGGAGAAGCUCCCUUGUCAGGGUCAGCUUCACCACCAUCCCUGUGCACAUCCCGUUCCCCAAGAACUGUGAGGAAGAACUCAGCAAUGGCAGGACCGAGUCCAACAUUGCCACCCUGUACCUGACCGGAAACAAGGAGCGGCCGAUCAGAGUCUUCUGCGACAUGACCACUGAUGGCGGGGGGUGGAUCGUUUUCCAGAGGAGAAUGAAUGGGCAGCUCAACUUCACGCGUAGCUGGAAGGACUACGUGGCUGGAUUUGGGGACCUCGCUGCAGAACACUGGCUGGGUCUGGAGAACCUACACCAACUGACAUCACAGCAGCGCUUCGAGAUGCGUGUGGACCUGCGUGCUGGCGAGGAGUCUGUGUACGCCACCUACGACAACUUUGUGGUGGAAGGCGCAGCUGUGAAGUACCGGUUGGGGCUGGGAAGAUAUGCCGGAACUGCAGGCAACUCCCUGGCCUACCACCGGGGCAGUAACUUCACCACCGUGGACGAGGACAAUGACAACUCGCUGACCAACUGCGCCGUCUCCUACAGGGGAGGCUGGUGGUACCAGAACUGUCACCGCGUCAACCUCAACGGGGAAUAUGGCAACAACAAAGACCACCAGGGUGUGAACUGGUUCGGCUGGAAGGGCUUCGAGUUCUCCAUCCCGUUCGCAGAGAUGAAGAUGCGGCCUCACCGAGCGGACAGGAGGGAGUGAGGUCGAGGGUGUUGCUGCCGGGACUUCACUAGAGCUUACAGCUAACUCUCACGCCCCGAUGCCAGGCGUUGCCGCCGACACCGUCGCCCACAUUAUCACCAUUGUCUGCGCUCCGCUCGGAUCCAGGUUAAUUGGCUUUUCAGCCCCGCCAACAGCCUGUGGCCGGGACGGCCUCCACCCCUCACAAAGGGGAACGGCCGCUCGGCCCUGCACUUGGGGACAUGUUGGCGGAGGGGUUUGGGGUUUGCAGACGCCCAACUUUCAUUUACGCUGCUUUGCGGAGUGUGAGUACUAGACUCGGUCUCCAACUCAGCACCACCCACUGGAUCGACGCAGAGUUCGGCCUUUUGUACCGGGUCGGAACCAUGGCGUGUUUUUGUUAUCAGAGAGUCUGGAAAUAUA
This is a messenger RNA of Hypanus sabinus (Atlantic stingray), 12387 nucleotides long. RefSeq names its product tenascin-X-like. The coding region runs from base 1 to 11985 and encodes 3994 amino acids. The transcript has 44 exons. Lineage: Eukaryota; Metazoa; Chordata; Chondrichthyes; Myliobatiformes; Dasyatidae. Gene Ontology annotation, molecular function: protein binding. The record is from RefSeq and is a predicted model, not a curated record.